GAGUGGCAAAUGGCGGGCGCCUGGCGCACAGUAUGACCGAGGAGCGCGUCGCGCCGCGUAAUAGCGCGUUCGGGCCUCGUUUAGGCGCCGCGAGCCGCGGCUUCAAGUCGCCCUCCUGAGUUACUUCAUUGUAUAUACCUGCGUAUGUGAUAUAUAUCCGUGUCCCUCGCGUUGUGUUCACCAAGAGCCUGUGGCGUGUUGUUUUCUUUCUCUCUCUCUCUCUCUCUCUCUCUCUCAAGAGGAGCUUCCAACUUUGUACCUAAACCAACCUACUAGUGUGCAGGAGCUCGACAGAGACGGAGAUACAUACCUAUAUAGAGUGUGCUCUCCCUCACGACAGAUAACCUACAAAAACAGGAGUGAGACGUCGUAUCUGUACUCCCAGAAGAGUAUACUACGCGUAUGUUUCGCGUGUGAGAACAACGAGUGCGCGCGUGGUGAGUUUUCUUUAUCCUCGAAUUUCACUCCCUUGAUAAUAAGUAGCUACCGAUGAGCUGUCUCUCGUUGUUUUUGUUUUGACGCGAGUGCGCGCGCGCGCGCGCUCGCGUGCUUCUGUGGCAGUGUGCGUGAGUAUAGGAUUUUUUGGGCGUGCAGCAGCAGUUUGUUAUUGUCCGAGAGAAAGCGCAGCGCGACGCAGGAAUUCGAAAGGCUGAAAGCAGCUGGUCGCUUAUAUGUACUAUUAUUGUGCGCGACGAUCGUUAUUAUGGUGUGUGCUGCAGUAGUGGGAGGAGAGAGCGAUCCUCAACAAGUAUAUUUUCUUCGCCCUCCCCCCCACCCCCUCCCCGAUGCAGCAGCAGCACAGCUUUGCGAGCUUAUUUUUUCGUCGGACUCGUGAGAGCCCCCGGAGACUCGUUGCUUUAUCAUUGGACGGUGAAUUGUUGUUUGCCAGCUGCGAACUGAUUGCACCCUGGAGCUGGCUUUCGAUCCGCGUGAGAGAGAACAUUGUAGAGUUGAAAACCUGCUGAAUGAUGGAAAACUGAAAGAUCAUCUUGUUGUUCUCAUUCCGAGUGCCAGGUUUAUUGAGAUCUCAAGUAGAAUUGAUAUUGGAUUGAUUUUGGUCAACUGCUUCAAGUGAUCCAUUUAUAGGAUGUUAUCUUCGAAGAAUGACUGCCUUGAUCAUUGCAUUUCUAAAAGCAUAGUCUCAGGACUUCUCUUCUCCAAGAGUGUGCAAGUCUUGCAUACUCUUGUCUCAUCGAAUGUCCAUACUCGAUAACAACUCCCAAUCAUAACAGCUGAAAAAUUCAUCGACAGCUACGUGUUAUUUUCGGUCCCUGCAGAAGCACACACCUCCACAGAUCCAAGAGAAAAUAGAAGUACAGUUUUAAGCCACAAACAAAGAAUCAGCUCAAUCAUCCUCAGACUCGUCGCGUCGCGCGCGAGGGAGUGAUGCGCCGACGACGUAUAUAUACGUGUCGCGAGUCUUUAACAGCGGCAACGAGUCAAGAAAAGCCUAUGCACACAGAGACAUAUAGGCUGCGCUCGUCUCGAAUGAACAAUUAACGUCCUUGGUUCGGCUGCAACGCUGCCAAGCGUCGCGUUAUUAUACACACCAAAAUAACAACUACCGAUGGUGGUGAUCACCAUGCCGUCGUAAAGUCGUAUGUACGUGCGUAUGUGUAGGGACCAAUUACAGUAUAAUCGAGGAAAGAGGUCCGACUACGCGAUAUAGCGUUUUCCAUUCGGAUGGACUUUGACGCCGCCGCUGCUCUCUUUAAAUAAUGCGGGUUGCAUAAGCGGCUGCUGCUGAGGACGGCGAUGAUGAGCACCGCUGCCAGAUAAACUCGCAGGAAGUCGAGCCCAUGCGCUGCAUAUUUUUCUCAUGGAAGGCGGAGCGUGUUCGGGGGUGUUUUUAGACUUUGGCUUCGAUUGCCUCGGAUAUCGGUGUUUUAUGGCUAUAAACUGAUCGCCUGCGCGAAGAGAGUGUAAAGAGUUAAUGAGAUUAUUAUUCGUGCCGAUGCCGAGAGAGAUACUAUACACGCAGAAAGGUACAAACGAUGGCCGAGCUGAUGUACCGCAAAAGCACGCCGAUGGCGACGUCCUCGGCGCACCAGGAGUUGGCGAUGGCGACGUCGUCCAGUUCACAUCGUCACAAGCGGGAAUCGCGUGACUCGAGGGAGACGAUACACUCGGGUCACUUCAUGGUCUCGGAUUUCGAGGCCGAAGCCCAGGACGACGAGGACGAACUGGCCGUCCCGGUGCCCGACGAGGAGGCCGCCCGGUUGGCCAUAAUCGCGCCUCCGGGAUUCUCCCUCGAGAGAUUCGUCUCGUGCUCGUCGGCCGACAAAAGCUCGCAGCAGCUCAGCAUCGAGACCUCGCUCAACAAGCUCUUCCAGUGCAUGUCGCUGGCGUACAGACAGAAGCUGACGUCGCCCAAGUGGAAUCGCUUCAAAGGUAUCCGCCUGCGAUGGAAGGACAAGAUACGGUUGAACAACGUCAUCUGGAGAUGCUGGCACAUGCAAUUUAUACUGAAGCAAAACACGCUAGUGUGCCAAUUCGCAUCCCCACUUGACGUCGAUACGCAUAAUAAACCUGAGGCAGUCGUAUUGGAGGGUAAAUACUGGAAGCGAAAACUAGCUGCGGUGACGGCCGAGUACAAAAAAUGGCGUAUGUUUUACCGGAACAAGAUCCUCGGCUGGACGAACAAAGAUGGCAGCGACAUGCUGGAAUCGAUGGACACAUUGGAAUGGGGAGGCGGAAUGGGCAACUCCGGGAUGUUCGGGAUCGGCGCAGGAAGCUCGUUCAGCGGCGGCAGUGGAAUGGUCUCCGGGGACGGUGUGCACAGCAUGAUGGUUGACGAGGAUUACAUGGAGCUUAUGACCGAUACCCUCUUCUCCACGAUCAGUUCAAACCAGCCACUCUAUUUCCCCGACCCUCGAGAAAUCGCUCGAGGAGCCAGUUUGGCUGACUUCAUUCAACCUAGUUUAGGACCACUUCAGCCCAAUCUGGACGACUUCAUAGAUACUUUGGAGCCCCUGCAAGAGUUCUUGAGCUCGCGGCUGCCGCCGGUGCCGGAGGAGGACGUCUUCCACGGGUCGGCGCUCAACAGCUCCGGCUAUCCGGAGCUCGACCUCAUGGCGCCGAUGAACCAAGUGAGCGGUAUGAGCGAUUCGUCGCCGGCUGCCGUGUUGCCACCACCACAGCAGUCGUCGACCGGUGGACAGACUUCUAUGCAGACCGAGGAGCCGAGCAUCACGCUGCAGCACCUACAGUACACCGCCAAGAUCUACACACAGGCGCAGCAGCAGCAGGCUCAGCAACAGCAGCAGGAGGCGGCUGCCGCCGCCGCUGGAGUUUUUAGGAAUAAUGUUGGCGUCAACGAGAAUUUCAAUUCGCUUCAGCAAAGCUACGAGCAGCAGAUGCAGCAGCAGCAGCAGCAGUCAGCUCAGCCCGUUAGGGAUAAGCAACCUCGACAAAGCCGCGCUGCGCUGCGCUCCUCUCGAUUAGCCCAUCAGCAGCAGCAACAACAGCAACAGCAACAAAAUUACCAAGUAGCGGCGCAACAGCAGCAUCUGGCGUAUCAACAACAGCAGCCACAGAGAAAUUACGCUAUGGAAAUCCAGAGCACAUCGCUCAAUACUGCUCCGGGACAGAUGCAGCUCUCGCUGGUCGAUCAGGCGAACCAACAUGUGCAAGCUCUGAUUAACCAGCAGCAGCAACAACAACAGCAGCAGCAGCAGCAGCAGCAGAGCUUCGCGCAAGCAGAAGCUCAGCAGCAGCAGUCUCAGCAGAUACAAAAGCAACUAAAAACAAACAUGUCAUCUAAACCAUACAACAAGAUCUCGAGUCAGGGAUACAAGUUUUCGCCGCCCACGCAGAAUUUCGACACACAACAGUGCAAAUUCACAAGUAACAACCUCAAGGCACUGCCAGCUCCGCCGGUGGUCGCAGUGACGUCCCAGCAGCCGGUGCAGUCACACGUACUCCUGCAGUGCAAGCCACAGGGUAUAGAUCUCACGGCGCCAGCAUUGCAUCCGACGAAGCUGCUGCCGCGGCUAGCCGCUUCUGCGCCAGUCGAAGUUAAAGAGGAAGUCUUUGCAGUGCCAAAAUACCAAAUGAAAGUGCGAAAUCGAUCUCGGAGUAGUUCAUCGCUGACAGCACCCAGGAUGCACCCACCCCCGCUGGUAUCUGCUGUUAGCGAUCCGGCUUUAAACCUGAAUAGCAACGUUCUGCUCGCACACUUACUCACAAAUAACUCGUCAAAUCUGUACACGGUGAGCGCGGGUCCGGAUAAGGUUGCAUCGCAGCCUGUCAUAGGUGUCAAGCAUAUUCUUCCGAUGUUACCAUCGACUAUGGCUGCUGGUGCGCAAGUGACCAACACAACACAUCAUAUCACUACGCCUGUCACUGUACAGUCGAUGCACACAGCAGCUAGCGCACAAAGUCAGGGCCAGCAGCAGCAAAUGCAAACAUCAGUUACUGGCCAGGCGAUGCUUUUAAACACAAAUAGUCAGGCGUCGCAAAGCAGUAAUCCAAACUCACCGAAGGACGGCUCGACGGCACACAGCCCUCAGGGCCUUAGUUUAAGCCCAUUGCAUAGUCCCAUGAGCAUUGGCAGUCCACUGUCGCCGGGGCGAGUCUACGUAAAGGGCGAGCCCGAGCGGGGUCAUUAUAAAGAACAGCGCCGAGUUGGGCAUAUUCACGCCGAGCAAAAGCGUCGCUACAAUAUCAAAAAUGGUUUUGACAUGCUUUUUAGCCUAAUUCCACAGCUUAGCCAGAAUCCCAAUACGAAGAUGAGCAAAGCUGCGAUGCUGCAGAAAGGUGCCGACUAUAUUCGACUUCUGCGAUCCGAGAGACACCAGCUCAAAGACGAAAUGGACCAGCUCAGAUCACAGAUCGACUCACUCAACGCGGACAUAAGUAAUUGCCAAGCAAUGUUGCCUGCCACUGGGGCUCCAGUUUCAAGACAAAGAACAAAUAAGAUGAAAGAGAUGUUUGACGAAUAUGUUAGAACGCGGACAAGAGAUAACUGGAAAUUUUGGAUUUUCAGUGUAUUGUUAGAACCAUUGAUGGUAUCUUUUAAUACUUCUGUGUCUACAGCAAGUAUAGAGGAUUUAUACAGAACCACAAUAUUGUGGGUUGAACAGCAUUGUUCAUUAGUUGAUCUCAGACCCGCUGUUCUCAAUUCAUUGAGGUAUUUGUGCACCGCCACUGAUAUCUUAAAUGACCCGACUCGUCUACCAGGAGAGGCGCUUGCCGCCGUCAACCAGAGUGAGCGGCGGAAGUCAAUGCAGUGAUCGAUUUCAAUUGUGUACAUUGUAAAAAAAAGUGCGAGAAUUCGUCAUUAGCGCGAAUUUGUUCUCCAAGUUCGAUAUGAAACUUGUAAAUGAAAAAGACAGUUACCGCAGAUUAUAUAUAAUUGCAGAAAAAUACAAUUUGUACAGAGAUCGUUAAAGAGUCUUUUACGCGCUAGAAAUAUUCAAAUUUCUGUUUCUGCGAGUGUAUAGCUCCAGUAGAUAUGACCAAAGUGCGAUUUUCAAGGCAUUGGCUAAUGUAAUGUUACCUAUGGUAAAACUUUAGUAUGACGGUAUGAGAGAAAAUUCAUAGUUAAUGCUUUUUUUUUAAGAAAAUGACGAAAGCGCAUGUAAAAAGCGAAUAUAGAAACAUAUAUAUAUAUAUAUAUUUUUAGAAAUCAAGUAAGUUACGUUUACAAUUUAUGUCGCGCUCACUUCAUAGUCAGUUUUCAAUCAUAAUACAAUUAAGAUUUAUUUGUUUCUGUACUCUUCUAAAAUAAUUAAAUUUCUUUUUGUUUCUAAAAGACAGAUCGUCAAAAGCUCCUAAAAUAACCGUGCGGACUUAAAAUACUUUUAUUUUUUUACUAAUUGCCUAUAAAAAUUAUUCAGCUUACUUAAAUAAAUUAAAUUACCUUUAUAAUUAUUCUAUUUGAAAAUAUAAUUAGCAAGCAUUCUGCCUGACACUUGCCUAACAUGUCUUUGACAAUUCAAUUUCAAUUUAAUAAUUUGUUUGCACAAAGUCAAUCCAUUGAAACAAAUUUCUAGACGACUGACUAUUAAGGAAUAUUCUUAUGAAUAUAACCAAAUUAUAAUCUUGUGCGCAAAUUUAUUAGUAAACUGAUGGGGAAAAAAUACCUGAUGCAAGCAAUUGGCAAGAUAACUGUAUCUGUAUGGUCAGACUUGCAAAAUAAAUGCUAUAUAGUACAUUAAUUAUUAAAUUCUUACAAUUACGUACAAGGCAUUGAAGAUUUUACACAAUGGUGGAGGCGUAAGUUUGGCAAAUGUUACUUAGAUAAAUUGUUAUUCUGUUAUGGAAGGCAUAAUAUAUGCGAAAAAAACUUGCAAAGUGAUCUAUACUCGUUUUAAAUACUAUGAUUGAAGUUUAGUUUGUUAUUUCUUGUAAAAUAGUAUGGAUUCUAAUUUUUUUCUUUUAUAUAUUAUAACCAUUUCUAGAGAUUAUUUGCGUGGGGUUAGACGUGGGAAAAGUCUUAAAGUGUGCCUGUUUGGAGAUAGAAAUGUUUGCAGAAAAACAAAGAACUCCAAAAAAGCUUGUUAUACGCAUUCUACUCACAAAUUAUACGUACGUUAAAUCUACAAUGUUAUGUAAUGCGAGAUUUUUAUUACAAAAUUUCAUGUGAUAAUGUAAAAAAAAACACUUAUUGCAAUUAAAGUCCAAUUUUUAGAUAGAGUAUUAACUGUAAA
Nasonia vitripennis (jewel wasp) is the source of this 6653-nucleotide messenger RNA. It is a transcript of the gene Mondo, whose product is annotated as MLX-interacting protein. The transcript has 18 exons. The coding region runs from base 1995 to 5234 and encodes 1079 amino acids. Gene Ontology annotation, molecular function: protein dimerization activity; RNA polymerase II cis-regulatory region sequence-specific DNA binding; DNA-binding transcription factor activity, RNA polymerase II-specific. Gene Ontology annotation, biological process: regulation of transcription by RNA polymerase II. The record is from RefSeq and is a predicted model, not a curated record. Gene Ontology annotation, cellular component: nucleus. Lineage: Eukaryota; Metazoa; Arthropoda; Insecta; Hymenoptera; Pteromalidae.